This is a messenger RNA of Andrographis paniculata, 1923 nucleotides long. RefSeq lists its product as uncharacterized. Gene Ontology annotation, biological process: rRNA processing. Gene Ontology annotation, cellular component: nucleus; preribosome, small subunit precursor; preribosome, large subunit precursor. The transcript has a single exon. Bases 123 to 1757 code for a protein of 544 amino acids. Lineage: Eukaryota; Viridiplantae; Streptophyta; Magnoliopsida; Lamiales; Acanthaceae. The record is from RefSeq and is a predicted model, not a curated record.
UCAGUGUAUUUGAAUUUUGAAUUGACCCUUGUGAUUUCCUAUUUUUUUUAAUUGACCCUUUUUAGAGCAGAAACCCUAAUUGCAGUUGCAGCGGCGUUUAGGGUCUCAACAAGAAACAGCUAAUGGGGGGAGAGGCCAGAGAGCCGAAGCCUCUGCAUCCAAUAUUGGCGUCGGCCGUCGGUCCGGCGUUGAUCAAGCACUUGGCGUCGUGCAACGCCACCGUCAGAUCUCAAUCCCUGCGGCUCCUGCAGUCAUGGCUGGUCUCGGAGUCGUCGCCGUCGCUGUCGCCGCCGCAGCUUUCGGACGGCGACAUGAAGAGGAUCUGGAAGGGACUCUUCUACUGCCUAUGGCACUCCGACAAGACGCCCAAUCAGGUAGCCCUAAUCGAUCGACUCACCUCUCUGUUUCUGUCGCUUCCGCCGUCGCUUUCCUUGGAUUAUUUCCGUGGGUUCCUGGUCACGCUUCGCCGGGAGUGGCCCGGCAUUGAUAGGCUUAGGUUGGAUAAAUUCUAUCUGACGAUACGGCGGUUUAUGAGGGCGUUGUUUGAAUUGAUGAGGUUGAGGAACUGGAAAUCGAAUGUUUUGGGGGAGUAUUUUAGGGUUUUGGAAUUCGAUGGGUUCCUGGCAGAGGAUAAGCUGCAGGGGAGUGGUGUGAAUUACCACAUUGUGUCUGUGUUUCUGGAGGAGCUGAAGGGGGUAGGUUUUCCGGCGACGGCGGAGGUUGUGGACGUGAUUCUGAAGCCCUUUCUUGAGGUGAUGAUGAGAGGGAAGGAUAAGAUUCUGGUAGGGAAGGUGAAGAGCUGUGUAUUCGAUGAGCUGGCGAAUGCCGGGAAGGAUUUGCUCGAGAAGAAGAAGAUGGGAGUGGACUGUGAUGAGAAUGUGUUCCUGCUGGGAGUGGUUGCUUUGAGAAUGGGAUUGGCGGGGAGGUUGUACCAGGUUGGUUCGUCGACAAACUGCAUUCAGGGGAAUCGGAAGGUGGUAUUCGCGUUGCAUGAUGUGUUUCUGAAACUGGAGAAGGAGUUGGAAACCUCUGGCUUUGAAAUUGGUGUGCCCGAAUACUGUAAUGUGAGUGAUGAUGCAGGUGAUGAGGUGCCGCCCCAGUUAAUCCCAAUUGAUUUUGGUGCCGGUGAAGGGCGCAGUGGGGUGGAUGACCCGGAGGAGGAGGCGUUGAGGAAGUGUAAGAAAGUGAAGAGGGAGAAAGAUGGGGAUGACAAGAAGAGGAAGAAGAACAAGAAGAAGAAAGAAAAGAAUGUUGAAGCACAUUCUGAAGUUAGCAAAGAAAAUGGCGUUGGAGUCGACAAUGGCUGUGACGAUGAUCCGGUUGACGAUCACGAAAGCAAUGGGAUUGAUGAAAGUAUGAUAUCCAACCUGCAGAGACAGUUUGAGAAAGUUGCCACAGAGAUGGAAUCUGAAAGAGCACGCAGCAAGAGGAAGAGAAGGACAGAAAAACAGAAACAGAAACUGAAAGAGAAAGCGAGUGAUGUUGGCUCGGAGAGCGUGGGGAAAAGCAGCAGCAGCAGCGCAGCAAAGAAAGUGAGGUUCUCGAUGAAGAACAAUUUGGUUUGGAAACCGCAGAAUCCAUUGCCACCGGAGAGUUUGAGGUUGCCGCCGUCUGUUACGCCGCGGGGGAGCGCCCUGAAGAAGGGUGUCCCACCAGGGCCGGUUGUAGAAAUUCCGAAGAAGAUAAAAACGAAGAAGAAAAAGGUGGUGAGCCAGUUGAAGAGUGCCAAACUUUUGGUGAAGCGCCGCCUCAAGUGAUAAUAGGUGCUGCUAAGCUAAGCUAAGCUAAGGUACAAACAAACAAACAAUAUAUCCUUGCUUGUUCCAUUUUUGUUUCUUUCUUUCUUUCUUGAUUUUAUUGACUGGCUGGCUGUCUUUGACAACAAACAAUAUGAUAUAUAUAUAUAUGUAUUGAUUGGAUGGA